GUGUCAGACCAGAAGCCUCUGGGCAGCUGGAUGGUGAAACAAGGACAAACACUGACCUGUUCAGCCGUCUACAACACAAAAACUAAGGAAUAUAUUGCAGUCUCUGACAACAAGGUGAUAAGAAUUUGGAAAGAAGAUGAUGUCGUACUGGACAAAGCCUUCAAAGCAACAGUGUCAGCAGAUGUCUGGGUGGUACAUUCGGCACAUGGAGGGGACCCUGUGGUUUUGUUUCAGAGAGGGGCUUUGAGGCUGCUGGACUCACUGCUCUCUGCUCCCCAGCAGCCCGUAGAGGAUGUCCUGGCUCCGGACGAGGCUAUCAGGUGGAGCACCAGCAUAGUGACCGAAACACAGCAGCUGCUGCUUUUUACGUCUGAACUGAAAGGAGAACAUUUCCUCUACCUGCACAGACUGAACCCCAACUCUUUACAGAGGUACCGGCUGGAGAGGGAGGAGCCGGGCCUCUCCCCGCUCCGCUUCUCUGCCUCCUACAAGAAUAAACACGUCUGCCUGCUUUAUCUCUACCCCAACGGUCAUGUCUACCGGAGUUCGAUCUCCGUUCGGGGUCCAGCGGCCGAAGAAGGGGCCGAGGCUCCUCGGCUGCCACGCAGCCUGCUGCUGGCUCUUCCUGUGGGCGAGGAGCUGCUGGAAGUGGCGUCGGCCAUCAUCCUAGAUGAUGCCCAUGUAGCCGUGGUGGGAGCUCCACACCCCUCUGCAGGACCAGGGAAAGAUUUUCUCUGCAUCUGGAAUACAAAUUUUCAAACACUUCAAGCUGCAAAAGAAAUGGCUGGGAAAAUCUACGGACAACUGUGGAGUUUUUCAAACAAGUUAUUUGCUCCACAUGGAAACACUCUAUCUGUUAUCCCGUUUGAAUGCCCCAAAUCUUCCCUCGCUUCUGCCCUGGGGAAGUUAAAGCAGGCCAAGACUGAAGAUUCCAAGCUACCAGUUUUGGUGCCAUCUUGGAAUAACAUUCUGCAUGGAGACAAACUGCAACACCCUAAAACAAUGGAGACCAGGAAGACCAGAACGCAAAGAAGAACCCAAUCAACUCCCAGUUUAACAACUGACCAAGUACUAGAGCUGAUCAAGACGGCACCAGCAGAGGAGGUCCAAAGAGAGGUAGAAGAGCUCCUGUCCAGACAGGACCUGCAGGACCUGCAGCCCUCAUUAGGACAGAUCGCAGUAACUCUUGUGUCUCGGAGCCUGGCUGAGCCGACGUUUUACUGCCCCGACUCUUUAGCACAACUUGUGCGCACUCGGUGCCUCUGCCACAGCGUCUGUCCUGAUCUUUUGCCUCUGGCCCUGGAGAAGAAGGAUUAUUUUCUGUGUCAGCUCUGCUUGCAGUUCUUCCCUGAUAUCCCAGAGGCUGUCACCUGCGCCUGCCUCAAGACUUUUAUUGGUUUGCCAGAUGUCGAUGCUGAGAAGUUGAAUCUGGAGCCUGAAAGUGUCUCUUUCAUGGAAACUAUAAUCUCAACACAGCAAGGCCAGGCAGGCUUGCAGAAUGGUUUUAGUCCAACUACCUGUGCGAACGAGCCGUCGGACGCCAGCAGUGUCCAACAGACUAAAGGAAGAACCGAGGAGAGGGCCAGAAAUCCACCAGAACAGAUUUGUCCAAUAGGGGUCCACAAAGCCGCUUUAAUAAACGAGGUCCUGCAGACUGCGUACAGUGACAAUUUCCUCCUCCCACACCUGAAGGGUCUUUCCUCUCAACAUGUCAUUCUUUUCCUCCAGUACCUGCAGUUUCUCUACCUACAAUAUUCCCAAAAUGCUUUCCCACAAAAGCACAGCUUCAGAUCACCAAGUCUGGAUCAGGUCAUGGAUUGGGUUUGCCUGCUGUUGGACGCCCAUUUUACAGUUUUAGUGAUGACUCCAGAGGCCAAAGGCUUGCUGCUGAAGCUUCAACAUUUUGUUAAGUCUCAGGUGAAGCUCUUUUAUGAGCUUGGAAAGAUCGAGGGCAGCCUCCAAGAGCUUAAAAAGACGAAGCUGAAGGAAGACGUGGGACAGUACUCCAUUGAAGUCAUUGAGUUAUUUUAAAAUAAGUGUGCAGAAUUAUUUUAAUCCACUUCUCAACAUUUCAGAUAAAGGAAAUGCUUCUUGUGACGAAGCUUUGCUCUACAUGGGAAAAGUACAUUGACCUAAAUUAGACAUUACAGUCGUGGCAGAUGUUUAUAAAUUCUUUGUGUAAAUUUGUUUGUCCGUCAAAUAUCUUUUGCAUGUUUAAUUCACUGUCAUUAUGGGUGAAUGAAAUACAGGCGUAGAACAUUUUAAUAAACAUUUCUUUUAUAAUAAUAGAAAUUUGAAACUUCUAGGUUCGUAUUUUUGUUUCUUUGAAGUGUCAUAACGCCUGAAUAUUUGUAAAUCUUUGUAAGUUUUGACUUUAUUCCAUUUUCCAUAUGAAAGUCUGAUAUGUUGACUAGAACUAUAAAACAUAAACACUUCA
This is a messenger RNA of Austrofundulus limnaeus, 2437 nucleotides long. RefSeq names its product nucleolar protein 11 (gene nol11). The record is from RefSeq and is a predicted model, not a curated record. Gene Ontology annotation, cellular component: nucleus; nucleolus. Gene Ontology annotation, biological process: maturation of SSU-rRNA. Gene Ontology annotation, molecular function: RNA binding. Lineage: Eukaryota; Metazoa; Chordata; Actinopteri; Cyprinodontiformes; Rivulidae.